Cladophialophora psammophila CBS 110553 is the source of this 1500-nucleotide messenger RNA. RefSeq lists its product as uncharacterized. Bases 1 to 1500 code for a protein of 499 amino acids. NCBI's taxonomy places the organism in Eukaryota, Fungi, Ascomycota, Eurotiomycetes, Chaetothyriales, Herpotrichiellaceae. The transcript is spliced from 3 exons. Gene Ontology annotation, biological process: transmembrane transport. The record is from RefSeq and is a predicted model, not a curated record. Gene Ontology annotation, molecular function: transmembrane transporter activity.
AUGGCGAUGGACGAAACUCAACCAUUGCUUAGAAAUGCGAGCCAGGCCCAGCAAAGGCCGGACAAAGCCGCUCACACAACAGACAUCAUUGAUUUCGACGCCAACGGCGAUCCAGAGAAUCCAAGAGACUGGCCAAAUGUCUACAAAUGGGGGAUUGUGGCUUUGCUUGCUUUCAUGGCUUUCACCGUGACGUUCACAUGCAUAUCUGUCGUGCCCGUUGCAAAUCGGAUAGUGCACGAUCUCGACGGCACAACCAGCAAAUCCGCCAGCGUCCUUCUUGUCACGAUAUGGGAGUUUGGCGAGGCAUUUGGACCUCUUGUGCUUGCCCCGCUGUCCGAGUCGUUCGGAAGAUACCCCGUCUUCAAUGUCGCCAACGUCCUCUUCAUCUCCGCCACUGUUCUGGCGGCGUUGUGCCAGAGCACGCCUCUCUUCAUCGUCGCGAGGGCAUUGACUGGUGUAGCAGUCGCUUCGAAUGUUCUCAACCCAGCCAUCGUUGGAGACAUGUUCGUCUCUGAACAGCGCGGGUCGGCCAUGAGUUUUAUCAUGCUCGCCCCCUUGUUAGGAGGAGCAAUCGGACCCGCCAUCGCCGGUGCCAUCGCCGAGACGUUGGGUUGGCGCCAGGUUUUGUGGGUGGGCGUGACAUUGGCCAGUGCCUGUGAAGUCGCUUUCCUCACCUGUUUCCGCGAGACGUACAAAGUGGCGAUCCUCAAUCGCAGAGUCGCCCGGUUGAGAAAGGAGACCGGCAAUCUUGCGCUGCGGACCGUGGUGGACGUGGACGGCGCCGAAGCUAACGAGAAGGGAUCCAAAAAGUUCUGGGACUCGAUCCUGCGGCCCUUUGUCGUCUUCUUCGACUCGGGCGUGCUGCAGGCCAUGUCCCUCUUUGGGUCGUUGGUCUUUACCUAUUUCUACGUCAUGAGCACCACGCUCCCCGAUAUCUUGGAGGGGAUUUACGGCCUUUCACCAGCCUUGACGGGAUCUAUGUUCAUUAGUUUCAGUAUCGGAUCCGUCAUAAGUGUCGUGGUCUGCAACCUCUUCCUCGACAGAAUCUACAUUCGCCUUCGCGACGCCCAGAAGGGCUCGCUAGAAGGACAACCCGAGUACCGUCUCCCGCUCGCCAUCGUCGGGGGCUUCAUGCUCCCAUUCAUGGUCGCACUGUACGGCUGGGCCGCCGAGCUCCGCCUGCCGCUCCCGAUCUUGAUCCUCAUCCUCGUAUUUCUCGGCGCGGCGUUGACGCUUGGCGUCAUCCCGCUGAUGGCCUAUGUCGUGGACGCGUUCAAGCUCUAUUCUGCCAGUGCGAUGACCGCGCUGAUCGUCACGCGGUGCUUGAUGGGGACGUUCUUGCCGCUCGGCGUCGAGCCGUUGGUCAAGGCCAUGGGGCAUGGGUGGGGGUUCACCAUUUUGUGUGCGCUGAGUCUCGGGACGGCGCCGAUUCCCGUUCUAAUUUAUCGCUACGGUAGGAAGUGGAGGGAUCUGUCCGCAUAUACGGAACAAGAGAUUUGA